GUCCGCCAUCUUGAAAACAAGUAAUAAAAGGAGCGUCGCUGAUUGGUUAUUUAAGCCAAGAUCAUCUACAGCCAACCAAUCAACGAAGACCUCCAGGACCUCUCCCAUAAGCCUUCAGUACAUCUCCAUGGUGAUGGACGCCAUCUUGUUUUAACACAACAUGAAAGUCGGAAAAUAAUUUGACAAAAACAAGAUAAAAAGCCUCUAAAAUCUCUGUUUUAAAAUGUCAAAAGGGACGACUAUCAAAGAUGCCCUCUCCAAAUGGGAGAAGGACAACGAGACCAAAGCAGGAGAAGCUAAAGAAAUAAAGCUGUAUGCACAGUACCCUCCCAUUGAAAAAAUGGACGCAUCUCUGUCAACGCUAACAAACUGCGAGAAACUGUCAUUAUCUACCAACUGCAUUGAAAAGAUUGCAAACCUCAAUGGACUAAAAAACCUCAAAAUUCUUUCCUUGGGUAGAAAUAACAUCAAGAAUCUAAAUGGUUUGGAGGCUGUGGCAGACACCCUAGAACAGUUAUGGAUCUCUUACAAUAACAUUGAAAAGCUCAAAGGCAUUGGUGUCCUAAAGAAACUCAAGGUUCUGUACAUGUCAAACAAUCAAGUCAAAGUCUGGGAUGAGUUCCAAAAACUAGCAGAAUUACCUUUAUUAGAAGACCUUUUAUUUGUUGGAAAUCCACUAGAGGAGAAACAUUCUACAGAAGGGGACUGGAGAGACCAAGCUACAAAAAGGCUUCCCAAGCUCAAGAAACUCGAUGGUGUUCCAGUUGUCAAGGAAGAAGAAGAGGAGGAGGAGGAGGGUUAAUGCAGUCUUUGCAACACAAUUUCUAUUGUUAUCGCAAUCCUUGUAAAAUAUUGUACAAAUUCUAUCAAAAUGUAUAUUUUGCUUGUGGUAAACCUGUUCUUAACCUUAUAGAAGAUGCUUUUUUCUUCUCCAUUCUUGUAUGUCAUGGCAGUAAGAUCUCACUAUAUAUUCUGUGAAAGCAUGCAUUUCUUAGAUUUAUCAUUUAUAUUAGAAAACAGGAUAUUGUCAGUCUCACCAUGUGCAUAUUGCCAGAAGCUUCUGUAAAAUGAGCCCAUCUACAUGAGUUCAUCUUUAUUGAAAAUAUACCAGCUUUUAUUAAAUUUUUAACAAGCU
Messenger RNA from Actinia tenebrosa (Australian red waratah sea anemone), 1135 nucleotides. RefSeq names its product dynein axonemal light chain 1. Gene Ontology annotation, cellular component: cytoplasm. The record is from RefSeq and is a predicted model, not a curated record. Gene Ontology annotation, biological process: outer dynein arm assembly. Gene Ontology annotation, molecular function: alpha-tubulin binding; dynein heavy chain binding. NCBI's taxonomy places the organism in Eukaryota, Metazoa, Cnidaria, Anthozoa, Actiniaria, Actiniidae.